Melozone crissalis (California towhee) is the source of this 4635-nucleotide messenger RNA. RefSeq names its product aldehyde dehydrogenase 18 family member A1 (gene ALDH18A1). The transcript is spliced from 17 exons. Gene Ontology annotation, cellular component: cytoplasm; mitochondrion. The coding region runs from base 1567 to 3963 and encodes 798 amino acids. Gene Ontology annotation, molecular function: glutamate 5-kinase activity; ATP binding; glutamate-5-semialdehyde dehydrogenase (NADP+) activity. The record is from RefSeq and is a predicted model, not a curated record. NCBI's taxonomy places the organism in Eukaryota, Metazoa, Chordata, Aves, Passeriformes, Passerellidae.
AUUCUGUGACAGCCAGGAGGUUAUUGCUGUAGCUGGAGCUGAAGGUCUGACAGGAGAGGUAAGAGGAGGUGUCUGCAGGUGAAACUUGAGGUAGCGUGCCCAUUUCUGUCCUUUAAGGGGCACAGUCUGCACAGGGAGCUGAAGGGGACUGGGCAGUUCCGCUCAGGGCGUUUGUUGUGGAAAGGGGUCUGGCUAAAGAACCUGCUGUUUGCCAGCUCACGUGAGGAGUGCUGGAUCUCUGAGACCCAGCUAAGACCCCCUUGAGAAGGCAGUGUCGAACAGAAGAGGUCAAGGUGAGCUUCAAGGUGGAGGGUUGAAACAUGAAUAGUGGGAAUUGUGCAGCCCCUGAGGCAGCUGCAUGAGGUGCCUGGUGAGGGUUCAGAGGGGGAAACCUUCGUCUAGGUACUACUGGUCCCCUGCUUUAAGCUUACCCUGUUAUGAGAAGAGAACUUUGUGACAGCGUGGCAUGAUCUGCUCAGAAUCCUUUGUCUGCCUCAUCCUGGAAAUACAGAACUGUGAAGGAUGUUGCAGAUUAAUAUUAUUAAAGUGCCAUGCAAUGUAAGCUUUACUAGACAAAACAGGAGGAGCAUUAUGUGCUGGUGGCUGCCUUGUCUAAUGUAGAUGUGUAUAUUUUGGUAAGGAUUUUAAUGAGGGAUAAUAGUACCCUGAUGCAGAGUAAUGAGGCCUCUUCAAGGGUCCUCUUUUCAAUGCUUCCUCUGUACCAUAGUUUGUGCAGUUUUUUUACUUUAUUUCAAUGUUGCUGGAAAAUGGAUUGAAAGCAAUGAAAGGAAGGAAAAUUUUGUAAAAGGGGAAGGAGAGGUUUUGUGGUUUAAAUGCUAUCUGUCUGGGAGAACUGGGUUCUUCUUAAUCUCAUUUGUUUCCAUGGUGAAACUGGAUGCAUUACUUGAACUUGACCUGUCAUAAGAGAUGGGUAAUUGUAUAUCCCUUGUUUGCUGUGUACUUACUCUAGUGAACUUUAGAGUUAGAAGAAUCCUGAGUGUUUAAAGGUUUAGUCAAGGGAAACUAAUGCCAAGUGCUUGGAAAUUUGUGUCUUUACUUGUAAUCAUGGAUAAGUAAUUUGAUAGUGCUCAGGGAAAAGCGAAUGAGCAUAUUUCCUGUAUUGAAUAGGGCUGAGAUUCAUGAAAAAUCUAGUAAGAUGCUCUGUUGUGAGGUGUACAGAGAAGUCUAUAUGAUAGAACCUCUCUACUUCUAUCUUUUUCUUCCAGGCUUCUCCAUGAUAAAAAUAUUACUUUUAUCCAUUGUAGGUACAUUCACUAAUAGUGGUUUCCCUUCUCAGGGAGCCAUGCUUUAUUCUUUACCUUUAAUAAAGAUCUGGCAGCAAGUAAGGAAGAGGGGCCUUCAGUUCUUCUAUGUCAUAGUCUGUGUGCAAAUUCUGCAAAAUGGAGAGUUGUCAUGAGGAAAUUGUAUUAAGAUGGUACAGGAAAAGAGGAGUUGGACUGAGGGAGUGGGCGAGGAGAGAAAUACAGAUGAAAAGUCAUUGUUAUUUAACCAUCCUCCGUUCAUUUUAACUUGCAGAUAUCCUUGGUUUGCAGAAGGCAUCUCAGAAUGUUGUGUCGAGCUGCUCUGAGCCCGCUUGUCCGUUCCCCUGGAUGGUGCUGUGUCUCACCUCCACAUGUCACCGCAGCCAUUUCUCGUUUGUAUCUCCCUUGCCAAAGAUUAAGGAAUGAAUCCAUCCGUUGUUGGAGCAACAUUCCAUUUAUCACCAUGCCACUCAGCCGUGCCCAUGGAAAAUCAUUUGCACACCGCAGUGAGCUGAAGCAUGCAAAACGGAUUGUAGUAAAGCUGGGUAGUGCUGUUGUUACUCGAGGGGAUGAGUGUGGCUUGGCCCUUGGGAGGCUGGCUUCUAUUGUAGAGCAGGUCUCAAUGCUGCAAAAUCAGGGCCGAGAGAUGAUGAUUGUCACCAGUGGGGCUGUAGCUUUCGGAAAGCAGCGGUUGCGUCAUGAGAUAUUGCUUUCUCAGAGUGUGAGACAAGCACUUCAUUCAGGCCAGAGUCAGCUAAAAGAUAUGGCUAUUCCGGUCUUAGAGGCCCGAGCCUGUGCAGCAGCUGGACAGAGUGGAUUAAUGGCUCUGUAUGAGGCCAUGUUUACCCAGUACAGCAUCUGUGCAGCUCAGAUUUUAGUCACCAAUCUGGAUUUCCACGAUGAGCAGAAGCGUCGCAACUUAAAUGGAACAUUACAUGAGCUUUUAAGGAUGAAUAUUGUCCCUAUCAUUAACACUAACGAUGCAGUUGUUCCACCUCCAGAGCCAAACAGUGAUCUGCAGGGGGUAAUUAGUGUGAAGGAUAAUGACAGUCUGGCAGCACGACUGGCUGUGGAAAUGAAAACCGAUCUCCUGAUUGUACUUUCAGAUGUGGAAGGACUCUUUGACAGCCCUCCAGGGUCUGAUGACGCAAAGCUUAUUGACAUAUUCUACCCAGGAGAUCAGCAGUCUGUAACAUUUGGAACCAAAUCCCGAGUGGGAAUGGGUGGCAUGGAAGCCAAGGUGAAAGCAGCUCUGUGGGCCCUGCAAGGAGGCACUUCAGUAGUGAUUGCAAAUGGAACUCACCCAAAGAUCUCAGGUCAUGUCAUCACAGAUAUUGUAGAAGGGAAAAAAGUAGGAACUUUUUUUUCAGAGGUAAAACCUGCAGGCCCUACUGUGGAACAGCAGGCUGAAAUGGCUCGAGCUGGUGGCAGGACCUUGGCGGCUCUACAGCCUGAGCAGAGAGCAGAGAUUAUUUAUCGUCUUGCUGACUUACUAACGGACCAGAGGGAAGAAAUUCUCUUGGCAAACAAGAAGGACUUAGAGGAGGCUGAAAAUAAAGGGAGAUUAGCCCUCCCUUUGUUGAAACGCCUAAGUCUGUCUACUUCAAAGCUGAACAGCUUGGCUAUUGGUCUGCGUCAGAUUGCAGCAUCCUCGCAGGACAGUGUGGGCCGUGUAAUUCGACGAACCCGAAUAGCAAAAGACCUAGAUUUGGAGCAGGUUACAGUGCCAAUUGGUGUCCUUCUCGUCAUCUUCGAAUCUCGUCCUGACUGUCUUCCACAGGUGUCUGCUUUGGCCAUAGCCAGUGGAAAUGGCUUACUACUUAAAGGAGGGAAAGAGGCAGCACAUAGCAAUCAAAUCCUUCAUCAUCUGACACAAGAAGCACUCUCUAUUCAUGGAGUCAGAGACACAGUGCAACUGGUGAACACAAGAGAGGAAGUAGAAGAUCUCUGCCGUUUGGAUAAGCUGAUAGAUCUCAUCAUACCACGUGGUUCAUCACAGCUAGUCAGAAAUAUCCAGAAAGCGGCUAAGGGAAUCCCAGUGAUGGGUCACAGUGAAGGGAUCUGUCAUGUGUAUGUUGACACGGAUGCCAGUGUUGAGAAGGUCACACGAAUAAUCAGAGACUCAAAGUGUGAAUAUCCUGCUGCCUGUAAUGCUCUGGAAACUCUCUUAAUUCAUCGAGACUUGCUGAGAACCCCGUUGUUUGAUCAGAUCAUAGACAUGUUGAGAGUAGAACAGGUGAAGAUUCAUGCUGGCCCAAAGUUUGCAUCUUACUUGACAUUCAGUCCUUCAGAAGUGAAAUCUCUGCGCACAGAAUAUGGGGACCUGGAGUGCUGCAUUGAGGUGGUGGACAGCGUUCAAGAGGCUGUUGAACAUAUCCACAAGUAUGGAAGUUCCCAUACGGAUGUUAUUAUCACAGAGAAUGAGAAAACAGCAGAGUUCUUCCUCCAACAUGUAGACAGCGCUUGUGUUUUCUGGAAUGCCAGUACCCGAUUCUCUGAUGGCUAUAGGUUUGGACUUGGUGCUGAAGUGGGAAUUAGUACUUCGCGUAUCCAUGCACGUGGACCAGUGGGAAUUGAAGGACUCUUAACAACGAAGUGGUUGCUGAGGGGGGACAAUCAUGUUGUUUCUGACUUCUCAGAGCAUGGGAGCAUGAAGUAUCUUCAUGAAAGCCUCCCUCUCCCUCAGAGAAAUGCCAACUGAAAACACUGGGGAGAAAACCCAGGAUAUAAUUAUUUCCUGAAGUUAUUCAGGCUUCAGGAUAAUCUCUGACGGUGAAGGAGUUUGUUUUUCAUCGUCAGAAACAUUGUCCUUGGUCAUUUUGCAGUGCAAUGAAUACAAAAUUAUCCCAUCAAUGAGAAUUCUCCCCCUCCCACCCCUUUCACUUUCUUUAGACAGUAUCUGCAAACUGACCUCACUUCUCCCAAAGACAGAUUUUUUAAAUCAUAUAGGUAACAUAAGGGUUUCAGUAUCAACUACAUUCCUUUUUUAUCACAGUGCUCUCUGUAGCAAAUAUGUUUGGUGAUGGAGCUUAGUUUUUUUUUUCUAAGUUUUUUUAUUCAAGUAUCUGUUCUGGAGAACAGACUCAGUAGUUUUGGUUUUGAGGGUUUUUUUCUUCAGUCUUAGGAUCAUGGCCUCUCUUGAGGGCCGGAAAGCUUUAUGCUUAAUUUCUUUGUAUUUGAUCAGUCUUGAGAUAGGGGGACAGAUGUUCCAAAUGUAUAGUAAACUUUUGACCAAAAAACCUUUUAUAUCUAAUUCUUUGUAUUGUUGGCUAUUGUAGAUAAAAAACAUCAUUGUCUGCUACAUUAAUUUUGUUACUUAUUUGUAUCAAAGGUUUAUUUUUCUUCGGUUUAUAUAAAACUUACUCCAACAGCA